Messenger RNA from Rhagoletis pomonella (apple maggot), 948 nucleotides. Its product is annotated as integral membrane protein 2B-like. The transcript has a single exon. The record is from RefSeq and is a predicted model, not a curated record. Bases 1 to 948 code for a protein of 315 amino acids. Gene Ontology annotation, molecular function: amyloid-beta binding. Gene Ontology annotation, biological process: negative regulation of amyloid precursor protein biosynthetic process. Lineage: Eukaryota; Metazoa; Arthropoda; Insecta; Diptera; Tephritidae. Gene Ontology annotation, cellular component: Golgi apparatus; plasma membrane; extracellular exosome.
AUGACUAUUUUAACAAAACCAUCGAAUGAAAAAACGGCUGAAAAGGUUCCUCUACCAUUGACGUUGGGUGGACACGAUAAUGCACCAUCAUUCCGAGGAGGCGUGACACCUGAAACUCUUUUGAGCCAAUCGCCCUACCAUCGAUACGUUGAUGGCGAACCUAUGAUUUGCAAUCGCCCGCCUGGAUCGUGCAGGAAGUCAGUGUUGUUAUUCCUCAUCACUGUUGUGGUCAUUGUGAUCGGCCUUAUUGGCGGAUACACCCUGUAUCGCACAUAUUCAUCUACUGGUUCGAAUAUACACUACCGUGCACUUUGCCACAUUCCAUACGUGGCGACUGGCAAUAAAAGUGUGCAACGUCUCUACGAACAAAACAAUGAGCUGGACCGGUAUAAUCUGUUCUCACGCCUUACAAACUUCAAUGGUUAUAAGGCUUUGGAUGAUGAUUACUUCCGUGAAGAAAUCGAGUUGGAUAUGAGCGAUAAUGAAAGCUACGCUAAGAUUGAUGUGCCCGAUUUUAAGGGAGGACGGCGGGGAUGUUUUAUGCACGAUUUCAAGGAGAAUCAGUCGGCGAUCAUUGAUACUGCAGCAAACCGUUGUUUCGUUAUGCCACUGGAUCGUGACACAACACUACCACCAGAGAGUUUCCUUGAUUUGGUACAAAAGAUGGGUGCGGGCUAUUACAACAUCGACACCAAUCGCGUUCGUCGCAACAUGCAUGUUGUCACGCCGCCUAUUACUGAUCUCUCAAUGAUCUCUGAGCGAAUCGCUAACGAAUGUGACCACAUGAAAGUCUAUAUGCUUGAGAAUUACGUUCCCAGAGUAUUCAAGCGCGAUGUUAAAACCCUGGCGGAUUCCGGCAAGUUCACGGCAUUCAUGGGGAAAGGUGUCGUAGAAUUCAAUUUGAUAAAUAUAUGUGAUAUAGAACAGUUUGAAAAGAAGCAACAGUAA